Dacryopinax primogenitus is the source of this 3393-nucleotide messenger RNA. RefSeq lists its product as uncharacterized. The transcript has 20 exons. The coding region runs from base 1 to 3393 and encodes 1130 amino acids. Gene Ontology annotation, biological process: DNA repair. The record is from RefSeq and is a predicted model, not a curated record. Lineage: Eukaryota; Fungi; Basidiomycota; Dacrymycetes; Dacrymycetales; Dacrymycetaceae.
AUGGUAGUGGAAACACAAUUGGAACCGUGGAACACACUCCAGGUGGAAGAGGAGGGUAGGCUGUCCACCGCGUUUAACGCCUACAAGGCGACUUGGCCGUUCAGCUCCGAGUCUUCUAGGCUACAACGACCGGACAAGAAGGCACCAUUACCGAAUAAAUCCUACUUUAAAGGCAUUGUCCAACAAUUCAAACGCAUUGCCCAACAACUGGUACCAUCUUUAGCGACUGUUCCAAGUCCCCCAGAAUCUCACGUUUGUUUGGCUCAGGAGAAAGAGUUGUUGACUGCUAUCAACUGGAUCAACAAUCAUUUGUAUCAGGAUGGAGCAAAAGUCACGCCAGAGUGCUUCACCAACGAAGCUCGACUAGGUGUUUUGUCCCAUUAUGUAGCAAUUCAGUAUUGCCUGUGGAGUGAUGACCAUCAAGAAGCAUAUCGGGUGCUACUCAAGGCAAGAAAAGAAACUAAAUGGAAAAACCCGCAGGCCGAACCUUCUAUUGUGGUACAAGGUGCCAGGCCUGUGGCGAGCUCCUCAAGAGCUGCCAAGGGCACCAAAUCUCGCGCGUCAGCAAAGGUUGCCAUAGCCGUGAAGAAAGUGUCGGCUCGUGGACGGACUGUCGUGAAUAACAAGAGAAAGAGCGCUGGCAAGAUCAAGACACAACUGUUUCCCAAAGACAGAAAGUCCAAAACUCCUCGUACCAAGAAAAGCACCAAUCAAUUACGCCGGAAUAUCUCUCGUAGAGCGCUCAAGAUCGUGGCAAGGGUUGGCAAGCGUAUGAGACAGGAUGGGGAUGACUUAGAAGGAGGCGGCGAAAAUAUGUCACCAACAAAGAAGGCGAAGAACGCGCCAUCCGAUCAAGUUAUCACGACACCACGACAACCACGGAAGAGAGGUAAUAUGACUACACCCGCCUCUAGGAACACUAUCCGCGCUGGCGUAGAUGACAAUGUAGGCGAUACUGACGGCUUCAAACACGUAGUGCCGCAACCUAAGCGAAAGAGCAAUGCCCGGCGAACCAUCGAGAAUGCAGCGAACGCUGCGUGGACCCAAGGACAGAACGAGCUAUGGACUGAAAAUCCUUUCGUUUCUUCGUCGAAUGAUGCCCCGUCUCAGACAACGUCAAUAUCAAACCACCCUGUUUUACCAUCGAGUGCGGAGGAACUUGAUGCUAGACCUUUGCUACCAUGUCGACCACCGGUUUGGGCAUAUGGUCGCCAAGCAAUCUGCGAAUCUCUUCCUUACUUCCGCGCGACAGAGGCUGGAUGCUAUUUCAAAGGUGGCCUUGUAAAAGGUUAUCUUCUGGACGGAUGUCCCAGCGAGCGUGAUAUGUGGGCAUCCGAAGGGAAAGUUGUUGUGUCUCACGGGGGAGGACACUCUGAACGUGAUGCAGAAGGUGGACUGGAAUUGACUACAGAUCAAGAAGAAGAGGACGCUCGUAUCCGAGCACUUCUGAAGACUAUGCAUAAGAAGCAGCCGGUCGUAUUACUCGCGGGCCGCAAGUACCGUUUGUUCCCUUGGCGUAUCGAAUGCGAUUAUAUCGUCCUUGGAGCGUAUCUCAUUAUCGACUACUGGGUUGAGGCGGAGGGUAAUCCCCCUGUUCAGCGGGUCAAAUUCAAGUUCCAAUGGCUUCCUUGCCAAGGGGAGCCAUGGUGGUUAACUAACGAUCCUAUUCCGGAAGGAUGGAAACCUCAAGUCAACGAUACGAAGCUCCUUGAAGCGAAGCGUCAAGAGGAUGCUAUGGAAACCAAGAACAAUCAGGCUAUCGACAAAGCUAGGGGAGGUCCGCAGCAGCUCAUUUCAGCCACCAUAUUGGACGACGACGCAUAUAUGACUCCCCUGGAAGCACAGCUAUCCCCUCUUGUACCAUUUGACGACUGUAGUUCGAUAGGCGAACAAUUUCAGCGAAUGUGGAGAGAUCGCGUAAUGCUGGUCGGGAAAUCCCUGGACGCUGGUUUGAUUAGCAUGGAUGAGGUGUUCAGACUCGGAGAAUAUGAUCUCCAACGUUACACUUUUCAAGAAGACUUAUCCCAGUUAUCGAUUUCUCACACAUCGGUGGAGCUAUCCUCACAAGAACACACGAUGCCUGAAUUAUUGGUCGUCAACGCGCGCUCAAGUUAUCAGAUGAAUGAAUCGACGCCUUUUGCAGCAGCAUUGGAACUAGACAAGCAAAAUCAUCAAGAAUCCGCACGCGAGAGACAGUCUGUACCCCUACCAGCAAAAAUGUUUCCGGAGAUAAAUCAUGAUGAGCUGAUCGAAAUGAUGGGAUUGAUCCGACCCCAAAUUCAAAGUGUUCAACGCUUUCGAGGCUGGGAAUGUCGUGAAUGUGGUGAAACGCUAACUCCUGCUCCUGCUCGACACGAUGUUCUUGACCUCAAGGGUACCGUUCUUCCUCAAGGGUCUCCAGUAAGCGACCUUGACUACGAAUCUGUGCGGCAGCGCCCUCAAUAUUUGACGGCGGACGAGCGUUACGUCGUCACGGCGUUUGAAAUCCACGACUGCGAAAGCAUUAUCUACCACUUGCGUCCGAAGCCACAUCAUCCUAAUGAAGACCCAAAUGAUGCUCUCUUCGCGAAACUCGAGGAGGAGAUGCAGCUGCAUGAUCUUCUUCAUCGUUUCCCAGCAAGACACAGCACCAUUCGUGGUGAAAUGCUAAGCCAACACUUUCUCUGCAAUGCGGGAACACACUACAAAUACAUCACAACUACUUCUACAACACCAUUUGAAAAAGGCCCUCCGUCCAUGCUAGAAGCGCGGAAAGUGGUGUACGAAGCGGCGUGCUCUGUAACACCAAAAGAUCCUCAAUUUAAUGAAAUGCUUACAGUAGCCUACAUGGAUGAACAACACAUGGCUUACCAUGAUGAUGGGGAGCCUGGCCUCGGGCCCGUGGUCGCAUCUUUGAGUCUGGGAUCUCCUGCUGUAAUGUCCUUCAGGGCAAAACGCAAGGACAACGGAGAUGAAGAAGACUCCGACGACUCCGAAUCAGAUGAGGAUGAAGAGCUGGAUGAAGACGCGGAAGAGGAGCUUGAAGAAGAAGUGGAAGAAACUGAAGACGAGGAAGAAACAGAAGAGUUGGAGGUAGUUGACGAAGGGGACGACAGCGAUGACGAGAGUGACAGCCUCCCUGAGCUCACUGAAUUAGAAGAUCCGGCGGACGACGACUCUAGUGGGAGCAGUUCAGACAACGAGAUGGAUGAAGACGAAAGUGACGAAGAAGUGGAGCCGGUGCAAAAGAAGCACAGGAAGCCGUGUCUGGUGCUGAAUCUUAUCCAUGGGGAUGUUGUUGUUAUGGAUGGUCGUAAGCUGCACGACAUGUAUGUUCACAAAGUUGAGCCAACUGGGUUCCGCUUUGCUUGCACAUCCCGAUAUAUUGCGGACGUUAGCAAGCACGUCGAAUGA